UAGAGCGUACUUGAAACCAUGGAAACCAAAACGAAGUUUACGGUUAUCGGUUCAACGUUAAGAAGAUGAUUACAGCUGUCUUCAUCACAUUACUGCCACCACGGAACCGGAACCGGGUUAAACUUUAAUAGUGUAAUUUAACCUGUUUAGUGUUACCUCGGAGGACUAAACAGGUUGACGUUGUCGAACCUCUGCAGCCUUGGUAGCGGAGUUGCUAAUGCUCGACGAUGUUUAGAACCAAAAUCCUCUUUAUCGGUCCCUGUGAGAGUGGGAAAACGGUUCUUGCGAAUUUUCUCUCCGACACAACAGGUAAUGUGGGAGGAGAAUACAGACCUACUCAAGGAGUCAGAAUAUUGGAGUUCGAAUCACAAGCGGAAGGCAGUGGUGACAACAAGGCAUGUGAAGUUGAACUUUGGGACUGUUCAGGAGACUUCAGGUUUGAGUCCUGCUGGCCUGCACUCAUGAAGGAUUCCAGCGGUGUGGUCAUCAUUUUUAAUCCAGAUGUUCCAAGUCACCUCAAAGAAAUCGAGACGUGGCAUUCAAUGUUCAUCUCAUCUCAAAGCCUGCAAGACAAUCAGUAUCUGCUCAUAGCCCAUCACAAGCCUGGCAGUGAAGUGGAAGAUGGGCGACCGCCUUUAGCCUCACAUCUGAGCAGACUGCCAGUUAUUCAGUCCAACCUGGAGGAGGAACCCGAGGAUGUGAGAAGAGCCUUCUGCAGAUACUUGGGAAAUGUUGUAAAUACAAUGUCAGAGAAUAGAGAGAGAGAGGAGAUGUCCAUCAUUACAUAGACACACAUCCACAAAAUAUGGGGCUUAAUGGAGAGAUGAAGAGAUAUUUUCUUGGCAUCUGUUGGUGCCAUUAGCGAACAUUACUCAUUUUAAAGAAUGAUUUUACUCUACAUGUUGUCAUGCAGCUGUGCAUCUUUCCAAAACUAUUUGUAAACAUGAUUCACUUCUCUCCUGUUAUAAAUAAAACAUAAUGUUA
This is a messenger RNA of Betta splendens (Siamese fighting fish), 984 nucleotides long. It is a transcript of the gene ift22, whose product is annotated as intraflagellar transport 22 homolog (Chlamydomonas). Gene Ontology annotation, molecular function: GTPase activity. The transcript has 5 exons. NCBI's taxonomy places the organism in Eukaryota, Metazoa, Chordata, Actinopteri, Anabantiformes, Osphronemidae. Gene Ontology annotation, cellular component: endomembrane system. Gene Ontology annotation, biological process: intracellular protein transport. The record is from RefSeq and is a predicted model, not a curated record. The coding region runs from base 228 to 788 and encodes 186 amino acids.